Mesocricetus auratus (golden hamster) is the source of this 1000-nucleotide messenger RNA. RefSeq names its product H6 family homeobox 1 (gene Hmx1). Gene Ontology annotation, biological process: negative regulation of DNA-templated transcription; regulation of transcription by RNA polymerase II. Bases 5 to 1000 code for a protein of 331 amino acids. The record is from RefSeq and is a predicted model, not a curated record. The transcript is spliced from 2 exons. Gene Ontology annotation, cellular component: nucleus. Lineage: Eukaryota; Metazoa; Chordata; Mammalia; Rodentia; Cricetidae. Gene Ontology annotation, molecular function: DNA-binding transcription factor activity, RNA polymerase II-specific; RNA polymerase II transcription regulatory region sequence-specific DNA binding.
CGCGAUGCCGGAUGAGCUGACGGAACCCGGGCGCGCCACGCCAGCCCGCGCCUCCUCCUUCCUCAUCGAGAACCUGCUGGCAGCCGAGGCCAAGGGCGCGGGGCGCUCAGUCCAGGGCGAUGGCGUCCGCGAGGAGGAGGAAGACGACGACCCCGAGGACGAGGAUCCAGAGCAGGCACGGCGGCGACGGCUGCAGAGGCGGCGACAACUACGCUCGGGCAGCGGGCGGGGCGGCGAAGCAAGGGCCCGGGCGCUGGGCCUAGGGCCCCGGCCGCCUCCCGGGCCCGGACCGCCCUUCGCGCUUGGCUGCGGAGGCACGACGCGGUGGUACCCACGGCCCCACGGCGGCUACGGAGGUGGUCUGAGUCCUGACACAAGUGACCGGGACUCUCCGGAGACCGGCGAGGAGAUGGGCCGCGCAGAGAGCUCUUGGCCGCUAUGCCCCGGGCCAGGAGCCUUGCCGCGGGAGGAGACGACGCAGGGCCCAGUGGCCGGAGGGGAGGAGGCUGCGGAGCUAGCCGAGGCCCCGGCGGUAGCUGCGGCUGCGGUUGGGGAGGCACGCGGCGGCCGCAAGAAGAAGACGCGCACGGUCUUCUCGCGCAGCCAGGUCUUCCAGCUCGAGUCCACUUUCGACCUGAAGCGCUACCUGAGCAGCGCGGAACGCGCAGGCCUCGCCGCCUCGCUGCAGCUCACGGAGACGCAGGUCAAGAUCUGGUUCCAGAAUCGUCGCAACAAGUGGAAGCGGCAGCUGGCGGCAGAGCUGGAAGCGGCCAGUUUGUCCCCGCCGGGCGCGCAGCGUCUGGUUCGCGUGCCUGUGCUCUACCACGAGAGUCCGCCGGCCGCCACGGGGCCCGCGCUGCCCUUCCCGCUGGCGCCGCCCGCACCUGCGCCGCCGCCACCGCUGCUCGGUUUCUCGGGCGCGCUGGCUUACCCGCUGGCAGCCUUCCCUGCCGCCGCCUCGGUGCCCUUCCUGCGCGCGCAGAUGCCGGGACUGGUGUGA